AUGCCCCUCGUUGCGCACAAUUCCCGGCCCCGGGUGAUCCUUGGACUAAUGAGCUUUGGGCCCAAUGAGACCGACAAUACUCGCAUCACCUCACUUGAUGAGUAUAACCGCUGCCUGGACCACUUCCAACAACAAGGUUUCAACGAAGUCGACACCGCUCGCAUAUAUGCAGGCGGAAAACAGGAAGCCUUCACCGCCAAGGCAAACUGGAAAGAACGAGGUCUGACUCUCGCGACGAAAUGGUACCCGCUUGAACCGGGAGCGCACAAGCCUGCCGUAUUACGCCAAAACUUCGAACUGUCCCUCAAGGAGUUGAACACCAACCAGGUCGACAUCUUCUACCUUCAUGCCCCGGAUCGCUCGGUUCCCUUUGCUGAGACCCUCGAGACUGUCAAUGAUCUUCACAAGGAGGGCAAGUUUGUCCAGCUGGGUCUGAGUAAUUAUACGGCCUUUGAAGUCGCGGAAGUCGUUACUCUCUGUGCUCAGCGAGGCUGGAAGCGACCUACCAUUUAUCAAGCAAUGUACAAUGCUAUCACUCGCAAUAUUGAAACUGAACUGAUACCUGCCUGCCGUCGCUAUGGUCUCGAUAUCGUCAUCUACAACCCUCUUGCUGGCGGCCUUUUGUCUGGAAAAUACAAAACACACGACGUGCCUGCCAAAGGACGAUACAGUGACAAUACCUUCACGGGUACCAUCUAUCGCAAACGCUAUUUCAAAGAUGCGAACUUUGAUGCUCUUAGAAUUAUCGAGCCUGUGGUGGAAAAGCACGGCUUGACUUUAGUGGAGACCGCACUGCGCUGGGUGCGCUACCAUUCGGCACUUAACUUGGACAACGGUGGCGGAGACGGUAUCCUGAUCGGCGUUAGUAGCUUCGACCAGCUCGAGACUAAUCUACGGGACCUACAGAAGGGUCCUCUCCCAGAAGAGGUGUUGCAAGUGCUUGACAAAGCAUGGAUGGUUACGAAGCCUACCUCUCCGAAUUACUGGCACCUAGAUCUGAAGUACACUUACAACACCCAGGAGGCCCUAUUCAUGUCGAAAGCGAUGGCCUGA
Messenger RNA from Penicillium lagena, 1053 nucleotides. Its product is annotated as aldo/keto reductase family protein. The transcript is spliced from 2 exons. NCBI's taxonomy places the organism in Eukaryota, Fungi, Ascomycota, Eurotiomycetes, Eurotiales, Aspergillaceae. Bases 1 to 1053 code for a protein of 350 amino acids. Gene Ontology annotation, molecular function: oxidoreductase activity. The record is from RefSeq and is a predicted model, not a curated record.